GCCCGUGGAGCCUGGGGCCACAGGCCACAGGGGACAAGGGCCAGACACCCCGGCCAUGGCUGUGGGCCAUUGAUCCAGCCCAGGCUGGCUGGGUAGGGGGUGGGGAGACCUUGGUCUGGACAAACAGAGGCUCCGAGGCCUGCGUGCAGCAGGCCCGGCACCCACCUGCCACUCCCAAAGGAUGCCCAUGGCCGAGGCCCCCCAGGCGGCUGGCGGGCAGGGCGAUGGAGGUGAUGGCGAAGAGGCAGAGCCGGAGGGGAUGUUUAAGGCCCCCGAGGACUCCAAGAGAAAAGUCCGCGACUACCUCCGCCUGGCUCCCUUGUGGCUGGCCCUGGUCGUGUUGGCUUCAGUGGGGGUCCUGCUCUGGUAUUUCCUAGGGUACAAGGCAGAGGUGACGGUCAGCCAGGUGUACUCAGGCAGCCUCCGCGUGCUCAAUCGCCACUUCUCCCAGGACCUUGCCCGCCGGGAGUCCAGUGCCUUCCGCAGUGAAACCACCAAAGCUCAGAUGAUGCUCAAGGAGCUCAUUGCCAGCACCUGCCUGGGUACUUACUACAACUCCAGCUCUGUCUACUCCUUUGGGGAGGGACCGCUCACCUGUUUCUUCUGGUUCAUCCUCCAAAUCCCCGAGCACCGCCGGCCGAUGCUGAGCCCCGAGGUGGUGCGGGCCCUGCUGGUGGAGGAGCUGCUGUCCACGGCCAACAGCUCGGCCCCUGUUCCCUACAGGGCCGAGUAUGAGGUGGACCCCGAGGGCCUGGUGAUCCUGGAAGCCAGUGUGAAAGACAUAGUUGCACUGAAUUCCACGCUGGGCUGCUACCGCUACAGCUACGUGGGCCAGGGCCAGGUCCUCCGGCUGAAGGGGCCCGACCCCCUGGCCUCCAGCUGCCUGUGGCACCUGCAGGGCCCCGAGGAUCUCAUGCUCAAACUCCGGCUCGAGUGGAUGCUGGCUGACUGCCGGGACCGGCUGGCCAUGUAUGAUGUGGCUGGGCCCCUCGAGAGGAGGCUUAUCACCUCGGUCUAUGGCUGCAGUCGCCAGGAGCCCGUGGUGGAGGUCCUGGCAUCGGGCGCCAUCAUGGCGGUGGUCUGGAAGAAGGGCCUGCACAGCUACUAUGACCCCUUCGUGCUCUCCGUGCAGCCCGUGGCCUUCCAGGCCUGUGAGGUGAAUCUGACCCUGGAGGGCCGGCUGGAGCUGCAGGGCGUCCUCAGCACGCCAUACUUCCCCAGCUACUACUCACCCAGCACCCACUGCUCCUGGCACCUCACGGUGCCCUCCCUGGACUACGGCUUGGCCCUCUGGUUUGAUGCUUACACUCUGCGGAGGCAGAAAUACGACGUGCCGUGCACCCAGGGCCGGUGGACCAUCCAGAACCGGAGGCUGUGUGGCCUGCGCACCCUGCAGCCCUACGCCGAGAGGAUCCCUGUGGUGGCCACCGCUGGCAUCACCAUCAACUUCACGUCCCAGAUCUCCCUCACCGGGCCCGGCGUGCAGGUGCACUACGGCUUGUACAACCAGUCAGAUCCCUGCCCUGGAGAGUUCCUCUGCUCUGUGAAUGGACUCUGUGUGCCCGCCUGCGAUGGGGUCAAAGACUGUCCCAAUGGCCUGGAUGAGAGAAACUGCGUUUGCAGAGCCACAUUCCAGUGCCAAGAGGACAGCACAUGCAUCUCACUGUCCAGGGUCUGUGACCAGCAGCCUGACUGUCUCAAUGGGAGUGAUGAAGAGCAGUGCCAGGAAGGGGUGCCUUGCGGGACCUUCACUUUCCAGUGUGAGGACCGCAGUUGUGUGAAGAAGCCCAACCCACAGUGCGACGGGCACCCCGACUGCAAGGAUGGCUCGGACGAGCAGUACUGCGACUGUGGCCUCCAGGGCCCCUCGGGCCGCAUCGUGGGCGGGGCCGAGUCCUCGGAGGGUGAGUGGCCCUGGCAGGCCAGCCUCCAGGUUCGGGGCCGACACAUCUGUGGGGGGGCCCUCAUCGCCGACCGCUGGGUGAUCACAGCUGCCCACUGCUUCCAGGAGGACAGCAUGGCGUCCCCGGCGCUGUGGACCGUGUUCCUGGGCAAAGUGUGGCAGAGCUCUCGCUGGCCGGGUGAGGUGUCCUUCAAGGUGAGCCGCCUGCUGCUGCACCCGUACCAUGAGGAGGACAGCCACGACUAUGACGUGGCCCUGCUGCAGCUCGACCACCCCGUGGUGCGCUCGGCCUCCGUGCACCCCGUCUGCCUGCCCGCGCGCUCCCACUUCUUCGAGCCGGGCCUGCACUGCUGGAUCACGGGCUGGGGUGCCCUGCGCGAGGGUGGCCCCACCAGCAACGGUCUGCAGAAGGUGGACGUGCAGCUGAUCCCGCAGGACUUGUGCAGCGAGGCCUACCGCUACCAGGUGACCCCCCGCAUGCUGUGCGCCGGCUACCGCAGGGGCGAGAAGGAUGCCUGCCAGGGUGACUCGGGCGGCCCGCUGGUGUGCAAGGAGCCCAGUGGCCGCUGGUUCCUGGCGGGGCUGGUCAGCUGGGGUCUGGGCUGUGGCCGGCCCAACUAUUUUGGCGUCUACACCCGCAUCACAGGUGUGACUGGUUGGAUCCAGCAGGUGCUGACCUGA
Balaenoptera acutorostrata (minke whale) is the source of this 2584-nucleotide messenger RNA. RefSeq names its product transmembrane serine protease 6 (gene TMPRSS6). The transcript has 18 exons. Gene Ontology annotation, molecular function: protein binding; serine-type endopeptidase activity. Gene Ontology annotation, biological process: proteolysis. The coding region runs from base 182 to 2584 and encodes 800 amino acids. The record is from RefSeq and is a predicted model, not a curated record. NCBI's taxonomy places the organism in Eukaryota, Metazoa, Chordata, Mammalia, Artiodactyla, Balaenopteridae.